Messenger RNA from Melanotaenia boesemani (Boeseman's rainbowfish), 6379 nucleotides. It is a transcript of the gene rimbp2b, whose product is annotated as RIMS binding protein 2b. Lineage: Eukaryota; Metazoa; Chordata; Actinopteri; Atheriniformes; Melanotaeniidae. Gene Ontology annotation, molecular function: protein binding. Bases 546 to 4466 code for a protein of 1306 amino acids. The record is from RefSeq and is a predicted model, not a curated record. Gene Ontology annotation, biological process: neuromuscular synaptic transmission. The transcript has 27 exons.
CCAUUUUAUGCAACAUAGCUGCCAUAGCCAUCAUUCUGGUUCUGCUGUUGGCUCUUUUUCUGCUCUGGGAGUCACCUCCCAUUUUAUCGGUGCUUUCUGCAAAGUCUCUUCCAUCCCUUCAGUUGAGAAAUGAAGUUCUGCCCCUCCACCAUGUGGACAACUUUCAGCUUCUAGAGGCCAACAGCGGAGCUUUGCAACUCAUCCCAGAAACCCUGAAUCAUCAAAGGCUACAGCAGAAGUUACUGGAGACUGAGAUCAGCACCAGAAGGAAGGAGUGUGAAACACUUCAGGCAGAGGUGAAGAAAAAGAAUCAAACAUGUCAGACUUUGGAGAAUGAGCUUCAGGAUUUUCUUCAGGAAAACAAGCACUUGAAUCUCCAGUGGUUCAACAACAGCCACAAAGCCUCUGAGUAUGAAAAGGUGAAAUCAGAGUAUGCCAAACUCAAAGAGACCCUUGGUGCUGUGACGCAGGAGAGAGAUUUAGCCCUGUGGGAGAGAAACCAGCUCCAAGGCAAACUGGAGAACCUAGAGCAGGUGCUCAAGCAUAUGCGCGAGGCUGCAGAGCGAAGGCAGCAGCUAGAGUUGGAGCAUGAACAGGCCCUGGCUGUACUCAAUGCAAAGCAGCAGGAGAUUGACCUUCUUCAGAAGGCUCAGGUUGAGGCUAAAAAGGAACAUGAAGGCGCUGUCCAUCUGUUAGAGAACCACUUGGACAGCAUGCAGGCCAAAGUCCGAGAGCUGGAGGAAAAAUGCCGGACUCAGAGUGAGCAGUUCAACCUCCUGUCAAAAGAGCUGGAGAAGUUCCGGCUCCAGGCUGGGAAGUUUGAUAUUCUUAGCACUGAACCUUUAACUGUUUGUGAAUCUCCCGGCUCUCCCAACAAAUCCUUGUCACAGCUGCUUAAUGGAUUGGCUGCCCCCAUAGGGAAAGGUAAUGAGGCUCCAACAAGCAGAUCUUUGAUAUCUGAGUUCAUUCGACCACUUCAGAUCAGUGGAGACAAGCCUGAACUCCUCUCUGUUAAGCCAACGUUCUUCAGUCGCAGUCGAGCCAGCAGCCCAGCAAGGGCUUUCCUAUCUGAGAUGGAAAAAGAGCUGAGCUCAACUACCAGGUCCAAACCACGGUUCACAGGAAAGGUUCGUCUGUGUGUUGCUCGGUAUAGUUACAAUCCUUAUGAUGGGCCAAAUGAGCAUCCAGAGGCAGAGCUCCCCUUGGUGGCAGGGAAGUAUCUCUACGUAUACGGGACGAUGGAUGAGGAUGGCUUUUAUGAAGGAGAGUUGCUGGAUGGACAGAGGGGACUUGUCCCAUCCAAUUUUGUGGAUUUUGUCCAAGAAAAGGAGACACCCUCCACCCAACACAGGGACACAGUGGCAAAAGAACCUGGCUAUUUCAACCACAGUAGCCUGGGGUCUCAGCGACUUUUGGUUGGUGCAGGAACGGGCAUAGGCAGCCUGCUGUCUGACAGUAAACUAGACUGUCUAAGCACCAACAGCUUAGGCAUCGAUCUCCUGUGUUCUUCAAGUAAUGGAACUGGAACGUUGGAUGUCAGCAUUGACGAGGUUGGUGAAGACAUUGUGCCUUAUCCUCGCCGCAUCAACCUGAUCAAACAACUGGCCAAGAGUGUGAUCAUUGGCUGGGAUCCGCCUGUAGUCCCUCCAGGCUGGGGCUCUGUCAGUGGCUACAAUGUAUUGGUAGAUAAAGAGGUUCGCAUGAGUGUCCCCUACGGGGGCAGGACAAAGUCUCUUAUUGAAAAGCUCAAUCUGGCCACAAACACCUACCGCAUCUCAGUGCAGAGCAUCACGGACCGGGGCCUGUCGGACGAACUUCGGUGCACUCUUCUUGUGGGAAAGGAUGUGGUGGUGGCACCUUACUAUCUGAGGGUGGACAGCAUCACACAGAGCUCUGCAGAGCUCUCAUGGAUGCCCAGCAACAGCAACUAUAGUCACACUAUCUUCCUCAAUGGUGCCGAGUAUGACAUGGUCAAGGCUGGGGGCUAUAUGUACAAGUUCUUCAACCUGAAGUCAAUGACAGUUUACAAGGUGAAGGUUGUUGCACAGCCACAUCAGGUGCCUUGGCAGCUUCCAAUGGAUCAAAGGGACAAAAGGGAAAUCUCUGUCGAAUUCUGCACUCAGCCUGCAGUGUUUGUGUUGUCCUCCUCAGGGCCCCCUCUACCUCCCCAGGAGGUACAGGUCCAGUGUGGGCAGACUCCUGGGGUCCUGCAGGUCAAAUGGAAGCCGCCGCCCCUGACACCUUCAGGAACCUCCAAUGGGGCCAGUGUAAUUGGCUAUGCCGUGUGCACGAAGGGACAAAAGAUAGCAGAGGUCUUGUACCCAACAGCAGACUAUGUGACCGUGGAGUUAAACAGGAUUCAGGGUCUGGAGGCCAGGGAAGUCAUUGUGAGGACAUUAUCAACCCAGGGAGAGUCCCAGGACUCACCUGCGGCCAUUAUCCCGCACAAUCUCUUGGGCUCUCCUCGCCUCUCCCACAGAGCCACUGCACCUCCCCAUUCCAUGCCCCAUCCAGCGCCACAACCUCAUCCAGUACACUCUCAAACCCAUCCUCCUUAUCCAUCAACAUAUCCCCCAAAUCAUCCUCAACCCCAGGUGCAGCCUCUGCCUCGAGCCCAGCCUCACACGCUACCCCAUGCACAACCACACUCGCAGCCCAUCCACCACACUCAUCCUCAGCCUCAUUUUCAGCGCCACUCCAUCCCCAAGUCAAAACCAUUAAUAAGUGCCAGAGAGCCAGAAACCAAAGAGCACGAGGUGGGGCUACGACCAGCCCAACCCUGGGAGCGGUCUCCCUCUCCGCUGCCUCCCACGCACGGACCCAACCUAGAGCCACCACACUUCCCGCCACGGCGGUCACCCUCUCCUCAGAGGAUUCUGCCGCAGCCUCAGGGAGUCCCCAUCCCCAACACCAUCGCCAAGGCCAUGGCCAGGGAAGCUGCCCAGAGAGCAUUUGCCGAGGGUAACCGGGUUGAGAAAAGGAAUAUAUUCAGUGAACGAGGCAAUGCCUUGCAUCCACUCAACUCUGAUGAGGAGGAGGAUGGCUACGACUCUCCGCAUGCCAGAAGGAGAGGAGCCUCAGUGGAUGAAUUCCUCAGAGGUUCAGAAUUAGGCAGACAGCACCAUCAUCACCACUACAGCCACAGUGAGGAGUACCACACAGAGAGCAGCCGAGGCUCUGACCUGUCUGACAUAAUGGAGGAAGAUGAGGAAGAUCUUUAUUCUGAAAUGCAGUUAGAGGAGGGCCGCAGACGGAGUAUCAACUCACAUAGCACCCUUAAGAUCAUUGGAAACUCACCAUCUCAUGGAAGCCCCGAUCGUCUGGACCAUUCAGGGAGGAGGCCGGUUCACAUCAGCACGCCUCCUCAGCGACGACCCAUCCCAUCCAUUGAGAUCACCAUGGACAGUAACAGUGAGGGGAGUGAGGGGAACCUCUCACCUGUCAAGGAGGAUGUUUACUAUGGCAGUGUAGCUCGGCGCAGGAUAUGGCGAUCUUUGUCCUCAGAGGAUCAAUAUGACGGUUAUGGCGGACGGAGACACGGUCGGGGACGACGAUCCCCCGAUUAUUUUGAGGAAUCAGAGCCAGAGGACCUGACCCGAGUGUUUGUUGCUCUAUUUGACUAUGACCCCUUGUCCAUGUCUCCCAACCCGGAUGCUGCUGAUGAGGAGCUGGCAUUCAAGGAGGGGCAGAUUAUUAAGGUGUUUGGGAAUAAAGACACAGAUGGGUUCUAUAGAGCAGAGAUCCGAGACAGAGUGGGGCUGAUUCCUUGUAACAUGGUCUCUGAAAUCCAAACAGAGGAUGAUGAAAUGAUGGACCAGCUCCUCAAGCAGGGUUUCCUUCCACUGAACACUCCUGUGGAGAAGUUAGUGAACUGUGACCGUUUCAGAGAUGGCCGCUCAAUAAAUCGCAGGUCCAGAAAGUCAAAGAGAGAAAGAAACAGGCGGAGUGGACGUCAGCAUCCAAUGUCAACACGGAGAAUGGUAGCGUUGUAUGACUAUGACCCCCGAGAGAGCUCCCCAAAUGUUGAUGUUGAGUAUGAUGGCAACAGGCUAAAUGAGGAGGCUGAACUGACUUUCUGUGCUGGUGAUGUCAUCACAGUCUUUGGUGAAAUUGAUGAAGAUGGUUUUUACUAUGGCGAGCUCAAUGGACACAAGGGGCUUGUUCCUUCCAACUUUCUAGAAGAAGUGCCUGAUGAUGUAGAGGUUUUUCUCACUGAUUCACCAUCUCGGUACCCACAGGACACUCCAGCACGGAUAAAGACCAAAAGGGUUCCGUUGGAAAAAUCUGGUCCACACCGAAGAGCAUCCUCUCCCACAGUGCGUCCACACAACCCUGGCUUUGGCCCUGCCUGCAAGGGGCCCGACAGUCCCAACAGAGCCCCAAUGGACAUGUACUCCUCCAAAAAGAAAAAGGGACUGCUCUCUAAAGGGAAGAAACUAUUGCAAAGACUUGGCGCUGUAAAAUAAUUUGCCACUUCCUUGUGUCGAGGAAAAAAAUAUAUAUAUGAAACGCGGUGCACAGGUGGCAUUAGAGAGCUUGACAAAUGCUUUAUUCUUUUACAUCCAUUGUAUAAUAGAAUAUUUGUAUUUUGUUAUCAGUUUAUGAACUACAUAUUUUCACAAACAUUAUGGUCCCAUGACCUCAUGGUGUCAAGACGUAGUAUUGAGACGCUUACCUCUGGCUGAUGAAGUUUAGCAGUAGACCAACAGGUCCAUGAACAAGCUCCAUUUUGCACACGGUCAAGUCUUGCAUUCAAUAAACUACACAAGUCUGCCUAGAGUUUCUGUAUACAGAAACCAGAAUGUCACUCAAAUACCGAGGGCUUAGUUAAAGCUUAAAGUCUAUAUUGAAUCUGAUGCAAGACUUGGAGUGUCUUAAACUUGUUCAAAACAACUAGUCAUACCCAUCCGAGUAAGGUUUGCAUGCUUUACUUCUGCACAUUCCCUCAUGACCUCUCGAGAGCGCAUGCAAAUGUGGAACUUGGGGCAUGCAGCACACUGACAAAUCAGCAGAAUUAGUCUCUUCUGCCCUAUUUCAACAGCUGUGACAGAGCAACGUGUUUCACAAACAUGUUGGGCACUUACAUAACAAGCACAUUCUGUAUCUACUACAGGGUCUCUGCAGUAAAAUCAGCCUGGAUGGAAAUGCCUGGUAGAUCAAACCUCCAUGUAUUUGCCUUAUAAUUGCACAGUGGUUAGUACUUUGUCUAGUUGAGUGUGCAGUUUCAUGCCUACCAUUUGUUUGUUACUUCACCGCUUGCUGAUGUUAUUCCUGACUUAUAAUAUGCAGGGGGACUUUUGUCUAGCCAGAGCUUACAUCCUGUCAGACUCCUGUGUUGUUGUCCAUGUUAUCUAUUGUGAAGCUCAAAUUUGAACACAUUUUUAACCUCAACUACAGAAACCAUAAGUCAAAAUGCUAUUUUCAUACUAAAUUUGAGGCAAGUGAAUAUGAAGGGACUUGAUAUUUCACACCACACCCAAGGAAAUCUGAUUUUAAACUACUCUACAAAUACAAGACAUACCAUCAGCAAAGUCCUGUUAUUGUGCUGCAUUUGAUUCAUAGCAUGUGUCAUCUGGUGUCACUGAGGUGGUAGGUUUAAUGACCUCAUAAUAGUAAACAUUAACACAAGACUACCUCUAUGCUGCCCCUUCUAACAAAAAUUAUAAUAGAUGUUAAUUCAGGCCAAUUUGUCAUUAAUACCCAUUUAAUGUCCCAAAUUAUGUUGGAGCAGAAUACAAGUACUGUAUAUCCAUAUAUAUUUAUACAUCUACACCUUAUUGUAGAGUAGUGAAUGUACAACGAAUUGAAAGCCAAUGUAUUAUCAAAGCUGCCCAGGAUUGUGCAGACAUCAGACUGUGUGAAAUGAAACGGUCCACCUCCUCAUCUCGUCAAACCCUUCUGUUUUCCCAUUUCAUCCUCCGAUGCAUUUUAAACUCUAGCCUGUUUUUCUACACAAGUUGAACUGAAACUGCCAAAAAGGAAUGUAUGCAAAACAUUCUUUCUGUACAAUUCUCGGCCAAGCAGCCAUGGUAACCUACAGUAAACUGAUGAGCAUCUUUUCCUAUUUACCAUGACCACAGACAUUGCUUCUGUUUAUUUUGAGUGACUGCAGCUCUUUUUGUACUUUGUCCAUUUGUAAAAUUGUUUUUAAAUGUUUAUACUUGAUUUUCAAACUGCCUUUUUUGUACAUUUAACUUUAUAAUCAAACAGUGCAAGCUUUCCCCAUGGUGUCUUGAAGACCAUAUUGUUAAGUCUGCAAUUGUGUGCUAGCUUUAUGAUAAGAAUCAGCCUAUAUUGAUGGUUACAAAUUAUUGUGUGGGUGUGCAUGUGCUAUCUUUUAUAAAAGAAAAAAUAUAUAAAUAAAUUUGAUAUUUUGUAA